Messenger RNA from Sporothrix brasiliensis 5110, 1341 nucleotides. Its product is annotated as isovaleryl-CoA dehydrogenase. The coding region runs from base 1 to 1341 and encodes 446 amino acids. The transcript is spliced from 2 exons. The record is from RefSeq and is a predicted model, not a curated record. Gene Ontology annotation, biological process: L-leucine catabolic process. Gene Ontology annotation, molecular function: 3-methylbutanoyl-CoA dehydrogenase activity; flavin adenine dinucleotide binding. Lineage: Eukaryota; Fungi; Ascomycota; Sordariomycetes; Ophiostomatales; Ophiostomataceae.
AUGGCCAGUCUGCAGUCUCUCCGGCCGUUGGCACGGACCGCCGCGUCGUCUUGCCGUCGUGUCGCCCAGCGUCGCGGCACGGCACCACUCCCCUUCGCCGCUGCCGCCGCGUCGGCCAUGACCUUCCAACAGGCGCGCCUGGCGUCGUCCAAGCACCCCAAGGGCUUUGUCCCGCCGACGCCCGAGGAUCUCGAAGAGCUGCGCGAGCGCGUCCAGGAGUUUGCGCGGCGCGAGGUCUCCGAGGAGGUGGCGGCGGCGGCCGACAAGGACAACGACUUCCCGGCGGCGCUGUGGCCCAAGCUGGGCGAGGCAGGCUUUCUGGGCAUCACGGCCGACGAGGACGUGGGCGGCCUGGGCCUCGGCUACCAGGCACACUGCAUCGUCAUGGAGGAGCUGUCGCGGGCGAGCGGGUCGAUUGCGCUGAGCUACGCGGCGCACUCGCAGCUGUGCGUGAACCAGCUGCAGCUGCACGGCACGCCCGAGCAGAAGGCGGCGUACCUGCCGAAGCUGACGUCGGGCGCGUUUGUGGGCGCGCUGGCCAUGUCGGAGAGCGGCGCCGGCAGCGACGUGGUCAGCAUGCGGACGACGGCCAAGGAGGCGACGGACGACCAGGGCCGCCCGGGCUACGUGCUCAACGGCAGCAAGAUGUGGAUCACCAACGGACCGUACGCGGACGUCGUGGUGGUGUACGCCAAGACGAAGCCGGACGCCGGGUCCAAGGGCAUCACGGCCUUUUUGGUCGAGACGGCCACGUCGCCCGGCUUCUCGUGCGCGCGCAAGCUGGACAAGAUGGGCAUGCGCGGCAGCCCGACGGGCGAGCUCAUGUUUGACAAUGUGUUUGUGCCGGCCGACCGCGUGCUGGGCGCGCUGCACGGCGGCGCGCGCGUGCUCAUGAGCGGCCUGGACCUCGAGCGGCUGGUGCUGAGCGCCGGCCCGCUGGGCCUGAUGCAGGCGGCGCUCGACGUGACGCUGCCGUACGUGCACCAGCGCAAGCAGUUUGGCGUGCCCGUGGCGCACUUCCAGCUCGUGCAGGGCAAGCUGGCCGACAUGUACACCAAGAUGCGGGCGUCGCAGACGUACACGUACGCAACGGCACGGCAGGUAGACGAGACCGGCGUGAUCCGGACGCAGGACUGUGCGGGCGCGAUCCUGUACGCGGCGGAGCGGGCGACAGAGUGUGCACUGGACAGCAUCCAGCUGCUCGGCGGCAUGGGCUACAUGGAGGAGAUGCCUGCAAGCCGGAUUCUGAGAGAUGCAAAGCUAUAUGAGAUUGGUGCCGGCACGAGUGAGGUGCGGCGGAUGGUGAUUGGCCGGGCAUUCAACAAAGAGUAUGCUCAAUAA